Orbicella faveolata is the source of this 3328-nucleotide messenger RNA. RefSeq lists its product as uncharacterized. The record is from RefSeq and is a predicted model, not a curated record. NCBI's taxonomy places the organism in Eukaryota, Metazoa, Cnidaria, Anthozoa, Scleractinia, Merulinidae.
AUUGUUCUCUCGCUCCGCUUAUGUUCUGACACGAUUUUAGGCGAUUUCUUGUUUCGCACGCGCCUGCAAACAGGUAAAGCAAGUCUCUAUGGUUUUCGGGAUGGUGUAGUGAAGUGAAAAGGGGUACAGUAUGGUAGUAAAGCUUGCCCACAUUCGAGAGCUUUGCGACAAUUCUCAUCUUACCACUGGUCAUGCAUGUCCAAAUAAAUGAUUCCAUAUAGUGCAAUAAAGAAAACUAAGGGUAAACAGCUCUAGUUCAAACAACUGUAUUUUAGCUCAAGGGGCACGGUAGUGUUAGUUUGUUAUGCAUUUGCAUACACUAACAAUUUAUAUCUCCCCGGGUUUCAGUCUUGAUUACCCACUCUCUCCACGAAUAUGUACGCUCUUCCACUAUUGCAGAUAUACCCCCAUCCCACUCAGGUGUUGCCUCCACCCUACUCUACAAAAGGAGAAAACGGUCCCGCUGCUAAGGCGUCCACCUCGGGUAUAAGCGUUCACCUUACCACUCCGGUCUUCCUCUGUACCCACCCACACCACAAAGGAGAAAAAUGUUACAGACUGUCUUCUUUCCACCAUCCGGGGCGCUUGCCAAUCUACCAAAGAUUUCAAACUGGGGACAUGGUAAGAAAAUUUCUAUGCCAGGUUUCCAGAAAAUCCGGAAAUUGUUGAAUUUCCUGGAAAGCGAACCAUUCAACCGAAAAUUUCGGAAUGGAACGGUAAUUGGAAAUGUCUGGAAAUUUGGGUUUUCCUUACGCGCGAGUUGUCUCUUCGGAAAUUCCGGAAAAUGUUGCUCCAUUCGCGGAAAUUUUCCGGAAAUUCCAACCAGAAUUUUUCAUCGAAUGGAAAACGGCGUCAGUGUCCUUAUACGAUGCCCCCAACAAGGCAGUUAACUGGUGUCUUUCUCUGCAGACGUUUUAUGGCUCUUGUUCUUUGAACUCUGUGUUCUUGGCCAAUCAGAUGCUGGACCUUAAGUGCGUUACUUUUCCCGCCAUAACACACCACGAGUGAAUUGCGCGGUUAGAAAACCACUGACCAGAAAACAUGUGACAAAAUAGAAGAUCUGUGCAUAUCAAAUUGCUUGCCAUAUUGACUUAUUCAACCGGAAUUGACAUCGAUUUCAUCGAUAAAGCUGGUUUGUCUUGAGGUCACUUAAAGCAGCGGAGCCCAACUGCUUUUCGAAAUUGGCUUUUACUAUUAACACGCGGCUUAACAUGCAAUAAAUUUAUGUUUCGUUUUUUUAGAUCGUGUCUUCCGAAUUCGGGUUGGUUAUUUUCUAUGCCGUUUCUAUGGCAUUUAUGCUCACUAAAGAGAAUGAAAACACUUUUAAUUAUCGAUGCACAAAGCACUGUUACUCAUCGAUUAUUCAGGAUCGUCAAGGUUUAAUUUGGACAUCUAUUGGUGCUGUUUUUGGACUACUGAUGAAAAUUGAAUUUUAAAUUGGUUGUCUUACAGUAUAACAUUCAUCUCUUACAUAAAAGAUACCCAGUGCAUCAUGGCGGAGUUCUGCAAUGAACUGAUGGAGUGUUUCACGAGUGGAUAUCAAGCAAUCACAGAUCUCGAGUAUAAAGAAAACAUGUCGUAUGAUGAGAUCGAAGCGGACAUUGAAGAGAUGAAUACAAAAUGGUCAACGCUGGAGGAAGAGACCCAGGCAAAAAUAAAAGAAACUAUAGAGUAUUUUAGCCCUUUUCGAGAAAAUGAACCGGAAGAGAGCAAAUUUGACACAAUUAAGGAAAGAACCUCGCAGCUAAAAGAGGAGUAUCUAGCUCUUUUGACAAGGCACACAGAGCUUGAAGGCUUCGUUAAAGUGGAUCCAAAAAUAGUGGAAAGGCAGUACAACUACAGCAAGACAAUGAAAGACCAAAUCAUGACACAUGGAAGAAACGCCCUGGUCGCUGCCAUUCUUCUCGGAAUGAUUCUUGGCGGAAUAAUAGCAUGGAGGACCUGCAAAAAACAAACUAUUCCCAUUGUGCUUGGAGUUUUAAUCGGAGGAGGAACUGCAGUCACCAUUGGUGGGCUACCUUAUCUCGUUUUGACAAGUGUGGCAAGAAGAGGAGUAUAUAGAUGGGAAAGUCUACAAGAACGGAUAUCGAAGCUUAAAGCCCUGGAUAAGAUCAUAGAUAAGAAGGGCGAGGAUUUGUAUCCUGUUGCUCACAUACUGCUGGAUAGAAUUAUAAACAAGCGUACUAGUGUAAGGGAUGGAUCAGAGGCACUGAUUGAACAGUGCCAGGAAUACCAAGGAACAUCGUCUUAACAGACGUGUUUAAAAGAAACAUUAAUAUCACUGAACUCUUCCUACCCCUCCAAAUUUUGGGUCUAAACCUAAGUAGCGGGAAGGAGAGUUUAAACAGAACUGCCCAUAGGGCAUGGAAGGGAGAAAUUCUGGUCUUAACUACACAGAAAAGUGUAUAAGGUCUUGUGUUACACUACCCUAUAUUUCCCUUUAUAAUAAUACAUGUACAUGCCUGAAAAGACGGUAUUUUUUAUACGUGGCAUGUUUUACGUUUGUGGUUCUCGGUAUAGCGGGCUGGCACUUCCCAUAGCCUGUUCCAGGUGUUUAUUUUCGCCUUUUCUCACAAUCUGAGAAACUGGAACAGGAGAAUCUUCCUGAAACUCAGGAACAGACUCAUUUCCAGUUCUCCACCAACGCUUCGCGAUUCGUGCUCAUUCUUAGCUCUUCCACGCCAUUUUGGCUUUCUCGUAGCGUUUAUGAGAUUGCCUGCAGUGCAUGUGAGAUAAGCAUUCUCUGAUUUUUCUUUCCGUGGUCGCUUCAUAUUAUUGCAUUUUAUUCUUGAUGGACAAAGAGAAGUAGUGUAAAGUGAAAGUAUUUUAAUCGUAUACAUGCCACAAAGUACGAUACACCACUCUACAAUCAGCGUGAAGAGGACUGAAGAGAAGCGUACAUACUCAGCAGCCGUCUAGGUUUUUUGAGACGGCCGCGUUAAAUAUUGCAGUCGUUAAUUGUAACCAUUAGGUAAUCUGGUAUAAAGAACUGUUUUUACUCAUUGAUUACAGUUUGUCAUAACAAAUAUUUUUAUCCCUAAUAUAUUUAUGGAAACAUUCACUUUCAAAAAAUUACGAAAUUUUUCAUCGUAUUAAACGCUAAAAUUUACCACCAAAAAUUAAACAUGAAAGUCUUCUAGCAUACGUGUUAUGGUUUGCAAGCAUACAUUCCUAAACAUUACAUGAUUCCUUUCGAUAUAUAAUCAAUCGAAAGCGGUCUUAAGUCAUUCUUUAUGGUCUUUAUGUUCCUUGCUCAUGAUAAGCAAUUCGUAUAGGCUUUUAUAACGAAAGCGCCGGUGUAGUCCAAAUGGUUAAAAAGAUCCGUCGA